Prorocentrum cordatum is the source of this 237-nucleotide messenger RNA. The record is from the annotation of a GenBank genome assembly. Lineage: Eukaryota; Dinophyceae; Prorocentrales; Prorocentraceae.
GGCCUGGCCCGGCGGGGCCUGCGCGCGGUCACCGUGGGCGAGCUCGAGGCGCUGGCGCGCUCGCGGGACCUGCUCGAGGAGCGGCGGCGGGCCCGGCAGGCCAGGAGGGCCGGGAGGGCCGCGGCGCGGGAGGCCCGGCGGCGGGGCCGCGCCCCGAGCAGGCGUGCGAGGCGCGCGCCCGACGCGGCCGCCAGAGGCGCACGGGGCCGGCCCAGGGGCGGGGCCUCCAAGCUGUGA